AUGAUCCAAACUGAAGGAUUGGAAGGCAGAAGGGGCUACCUUAAACAGUAUGAAUCACACUCUAGAAUCUGCACUAAGAUCAGAAGCAGAAAUCAGAGCCUGGAGAAGAAGGCCACAAUUGUAAUCCCCAGCAUUGCAUCAAGUACUACAAGCACAACCAGGGAGGAUCAGAACUCAUAUUACAUGAGAAUUCUACAAUUUAAUCUCAAUCAUUAUGAGCAUACAAACCAUCUCCUUUGGCAGACUGUGGAAGACCUAAGGGUUGGUAUCAGGAUGACUCCUGGGUUUCUGAUACCACAGGAAGAGCUGUGCAUUUGGUCAGCAUGCUAUAAAGGAAAUGGCAUAAGCCCUCUCAAACGGGUUUAUCUGGGCUAA
Nezara viridula (southern green stink bug) is the source of this 375-nucleotide messenger RNA. The record is from the annotation of a GenBank genome assembly. NCBI's taxonomy places the organism in Eukaryota, Metazoa, Arthropoda, Insecta, Hemiptera, Pentatomidae.